ACUGCGCAGACCCGGUUUCACUCGCUCGCGUGCCUCGCUCGGCUUCCUCCGCGACCAUGUCUGACAAACCCGAUAUGGCUGAGAUCGAGAAAUUCGACAAGUCGAAAUUGAAGAAGACAGAAACGCAAGAGAAAAAUCCACUGCCUUCCAAAGAAACGAUCGAACAGGAGAAGCAAGCCAGCGAGUCGUAAUGAGGCGUGCCCCGCCGAUAUGCACUGUACAUUCCACAAGCAUUGCCUUCUUACUUUACUUCUUUUAGCUGUUUAACUUUGUAAGAUGCAAGGAAAUUGGAUCAAGUUCAAAUGACUGUGCUGCCCUUUUCUCACAUCAAAGAACUACCGACAACGAAGGCCGCGCCUGCCUCUCCCAUCUCCCUGUCUGGCUAGCAGGAAAGGAAGAGCUGGGUGGGACGACAGUGAAGUCUAGAGUUAAUACCAAGCUGGUCCAAGGUGUCCUCCAAGCUUUAAAAGGUGUUUAAUCA
Messenger RNA from Cynocephalus volans (Philippine flying lemur), 481 nucleotides. Its product is annotated as thymosin beta-4-like. The coding region runs from base 57 to 191 and encodes 44 amino acids. The transcript has 3 exons. NCBI's taxonomy places the organism in Eukaryota, Metazoa, Chordata, Mammalia, Dermoptera, Cynocephalidae. The record is from RefSeq and is a predicted model, not a curated record. Gene Ontology annotation, cellular component: cytoplasm. Gene Ontology annotation, molecular function: actin monomer binding. Gene Ontology annotation, biological process: regulation of cell migration; actin filament organization.